Messenger RNA from Eruca vesicaria subsp. sativa (arugula), 1914 nucleotides. Lineage: Eukaryota; Viridiplantae; Streptophyta; Magnoliopsida; Brassicales; Brassicaceae. The record is from the annotation of a GenBank genome assembly.
GUGAGCUAUAUCCAGUAUUAAUUAUUUAUUUACGAUCUCUCUCUUUUCUUGGUAGAGCAUUAACAAUUUGUCAGUACUAUUAACUUUUUGUGGGUUUUACUCUGUAGACAUUGCAAUUAUUUAAGGCAAGAAAACAAAGGCAGAUUCAGACAGGCCACAAAAGAAGAAAGAAUAAGAAUAAUAAACAUGAAAUUUGAGCUUGUCUUCAUACCAUUUCCGGGGAUCGGCCAUCUCAAGUCAGCCGUGGAGAUGGCUAAGCUACUGGUCAACCGAGACGACCGCCUCUCCAUCACCACACUGCUUCUUCCUUCCCUUCCCGGUGGCGAAGACGUUUCUUCCGCUUACAUGGCAUCCCUCUCCGCCGCAUCCAGCAACCGUCUCCGCUACGAAAUCUUAUCCGGCGAAAACACUGAUACGAGGAUUCCUGUCCACAUCGCGAACCAGAAGCCAAAGGUGAGACUCGCCGUUGAGAAACUGGUCGGCGACUACUCGAAGCUACGGGAGCCGCCGCGCCUCGCCGGGUUCGUCGUCGACUUGUUCUGCACUUUGAUGAUAGAUGUGGCCAAGGAGUUUAGCGUCCCGACCUAUUUGUUUUACACGUCUAGCGCAGGACUUCUCGGACUCGGGUUUCACGUUCAGACACUGUACGAUGAGAACAGAUACGAAGUGAGCGAGAGUGAUUACGAAGAGUCCGAAGCAGUGUUGCAUGUCCCGAGUUUGACUCGUCCUUAUCCGGUGAAAUGCCUUCCUCACGGCCUCGCGUCCAAAGAUUGGCUACCGAUCUUGGUAAGUCAAGCAAGAAAGUACAGAGAGAUGAAGGGCAUUUUGGUAAAUACCACUGCUGAGCUUGAGCCUUAUACGUUGCGAGUUCUCAACGGUGGUGAUACUCCUCCUGCUUAUCCAGUAGGACCACUUUUGGACCUCACCUCCAAGGAAGACAACAAAGGAUCCGACAUUUUAGAAUGGCUCGACCAGCAACCGCCAAGAUCGGUAGUGUUCCUCUGUUUCGGGAGCAUGGGUGGCUUCAGUGAGGAACAGGCAAGAGAGAUAGCCAUCGCCCUCGAGAGAAGUGGCCACCGUUUCCUCUGGUCUCUCCGUCGAGCUUCUCCACCCGGAGAGUUCACCAACCUAGAGGAAGUUCUCCCGGAAGGGUUCCUUGAACGGACAAAGGAUGUAGGGAAAGUUAUUGGAUGGGCCCCACAGGUAGCCGUGCUUGGGAAGCCGGCUGUCGGAGGUUUUGUCACUCACUGUGGAUGGAACUCGGCACUGGAGAGUCUAUGGUUCGGUGUCCCGACCGCGGCGUGGCCGUUGUAUUCUGAGCAAAAGUUCAACGCUUUUGAGAUGGCGGAAGAGCUUGGACUUGCGGUUGAGAUAAGGAAGUAUUGGCGCAACGACCGUUCCGUGGAUCUAGUUAAGGCGGAGGAGAUAGAGAGAGCAAUCAAGUGUCUGAUGGAGCAGGAUAGCGAUGUGAGGAAGAGAGUGAAGGAGAUGAGUGAGAAAUGUCAUGCGGCCUUAAUGGAUGGUGGGUCGUCUCAGGCUGCAUUGAAGAACUUCAUUCAAAACGUGUUUGAGAAUCUCGGGUGACAAGGAUAGGUAGCGAAUGGUCUUUUCAACGCUACUGAAUGGUAGACCCAAGUUCUGUUCCCUUAUAAAUUUGCAUGUCUUAUGUGUGUGUGUGUUGUAGUGUUUUGAGUGGUCACAAAUGGUUUUGGUUUGGUCAUAUAUAUAUGAUCAUAACCGUGUAUUUGGUUACUUCGCUGUGAAAUGUUCUCUUGAGAAAUAUUGUGAUAAUUAGUGUUUAAAAAUGCUUGUUCAGAAUAGCUGUUGAUGUUCGUUCAUGCGUUAGAUCUAUCUUUCCUUUUGGAUGUUAGAAGCUCAUUUUUUUCCUUUUGUCAUAUGAAUAUUGCGCUUGGC